AUGCUAGCGGCAGGAGAGGAAGAUCUCUGGAUGGGAUCCGCCGCACACCAACAGCACCGACAGCAGCAACAAGUCCCGACAAAUAAGAGCGCAUGGAUCCCAGCCGAAACAUUUUCUGAACCACAGUGUUUUCUUCCAAUAAAAGAUUGCAAUAUUUCAUUUAUUUUUCAACAAAAUAACAUUUAUUUAUUGCAUUUUAUAUUAUUUCCAGGUUAUGAAGUUUUUGGCAUGGAACAUCUCCCUAAAGGACCAGUGCUUAUUAUCUUUUAUCACCCAGUUUCUACUAUUGACUAUUUCUUCCUUAUCGCUAGACUUUUCAAGGAGACAGGAAGAGAGUGCUUUUCAAUAUGUGAUCAUAGCAUAUAUCGGUUUCCAGGGUGGAAGACGGCCUUAAAUGCGGCUGGGGUGAAAGAUUUCAAUAAAGCUGAAUGUGUGGAAAUUUUGAAGAAAGGCCAUUCACUGGGCAUUCCCCCUGGUGGAGCUAGAGAAGGAAACUUCAGUACUGACUACAACAUAAUGUGGGGUAACCGCACAGGUUUCGCUCGGAUAGCUUUGGAGGCAAAAGUGCCCAUCAUCCCUAUAUUUACACAAAAUAUUUGUGAAGCAUACAGGAACAUUGGAAAGUCAAGGCUGACAAGAUGGUUUUAUGAGAAAACACGAUUUUUCUACCUUCCCGUAUAUGGGCCAUUUCCAGUGAAACUGAGGACAUAUAUUGGAGAACCCAUCCCAUAUGAUCCAAAUAUAACAGCUGCAGAGCUGGCUGAAAAAACAAAGACUGCAAUUGAAAAUCUUCGGGAUAAACACCAAAAAAGGCCAGGAAAUAUAUUAAGAGCUAUUUCAGAACGAUUUGAUAAGCAUUACAAAGCUGACUAGUCCAUAUAAAGCAGUUGUAAUGUUUAUGAUCAUGCAUCUGUAAUAGAAAACUUUCAUUAUUAUGUAAUUAAAGCUAAGUUAAGAUACACAGAAUUGUGCUGGAUUGUAUAUUAAUUAUUGUGAAGGGUCAUUAGCUCAUUAGCUCAGCCCUUGGUGUACAUGCUGAAGAGCCUAAGUGCCUUCUUGUCCUAUCCUGCAAAACUCCCAGAAUUCCCCUUUUGGAGACUUACACUGGUAGCACCAGAAUCAAAGAGUGUAACGGGAAGGUGAGUAUUUAAUUGAACCUUGAAAUAAUGCUAUAUCUGAAAGAGUAAUGUCUACAAAUCUUCUGUAUCAAAACAGUGACACUUCUUUUAUGUGUAUAAAAGGCUGUUCCAAGAUCCGAGCCCUGUAAAGCCUCUCCUCCAUCCGGAGGGGAGGGGUUGUGAGCGGGAGACGAUUCCCGUGUCACGCAGGGGGCAUUUUGCCCCCUGCACUCUCAUCAUUGCUGGCGCGCCACGCCUCCCAGUUGGGCACCCAAUCAGGGGCCACCGCAGGGGCAUUGUUUAGCCACUCAAAUGCGGCCGCGCCAGCUCUCCCCACCAUUGCGCUUCAGAUUU
This is a messenger RNA of Podarcis raffonei (Aeolian wall lizard), 1472 nucleotides long. RefSeq names its product transmembrane protein 68-like. Gene Ontology annotation, cellular component: membrane. Lineage: Eukaryota; Metazoa; Chordata; Lepidosauria; Squamata; Lacertidae. The record is from RefSeq and is a predicted model, not a curated record. Bases 1 to 873 code for a protein of 290 amino acids. Gene Ontology annotation, molecular function: acyltransferase activity. The transcript has 6 exons.